This is a messenger RNA of Cladocopium goreaui, 996 nucleotides long. Lineage: Eukaryota; Dinophyceae; Suessiales; Symbiodiniaceae. The record is from the annotation of a GenBank genome assembly.
AUGUCUGGAAAGACGAUCUGCUUGGCCAUUGUUGCGCUGUCAGUGCAAGGUGCUGCGCGAGCACCUCCAUGUGCUUUUGAAGGCCGUGGCUACACCGACAUGAAAGUGACAUCACCCAGUGGUCGUGAGCUCGAUGCCACAAGUUGCCAGAAGGCGUGUCAGCUCGAACCAACAUGUGAGUUCUUCACACACUACAACAACUCGCACAUGUGCUGGUUGAUGGGCAAAUCAGCAACGCUGAUGGACCAACCUGAUCCCAAGGCCACAAGCGGAGCCAAGAGUUGUACUUCAGGAGUUGCCCCUGGUGCGGCCAUCACCAUCACCGGCGACGCCACUCCGGACCAAGUGGCCGCUGGCGUGGCAGUGGAGGCAGAGGCUGCAGCGGGCGGGCCGGAAGCGUUGCCGGCUGUGGAGGAGAUCCACCGAAAAGCCGAAGCUGCCUAUGGUCGCAUCAUGGACCAGGCGACCAAGGUUGCUGACAUGCGAGUGGUUUCGACCAAGUUGCGCGGGAGGAAGAAAACAACAACAUACUGGAAACUCGAAGGAAACUACGUCUUGAUGGCGAUCCUGUGUACGAUGUAUGCCGGCUUCUGUUGUGUUGCCCUGUACCAAGGCUGGUUAGAGCGGAUUCACAGGGAGCAGCAGCAGGAGAUGCAAGCGAAACUUUCACCACCAGAGGAUUUGGAGAUGGCUUCGGGAGCGGAGUCUGAUGGCGCCAGUCCGAACAAAGCUUUCGGGAUUUCUGGCGCCUCAACCAGAACCCUCUUCCCGUUGCCGCGAGAGACUCCACGGGUUUAUUACGAAUACACUGGAGGGGCCGUCGGCGGCUGUGUGCCUGACGCGGCUGCAUUACAAUUUCAACGAGAAUUCGUGGUGCAAACAGAGAAAUCGGGGCCACAGCAGCCGGAACGCAAACGGCCGCCCCAUGGAGUUGCGAACGCGACGGAGAAACAGAGUUUCGCCACGCCCGACUGGUACUGGCACGUUGUUGGAGAG